AUGUUUGUAGGGUUUUUUUGGAACAAGAACAGAAAUCAUUUCACAUCCUUAUGCAAUUCUUCCAGCAGGCUCCAGCAGAUAAAUAAAGCCUUUGCCCCUCCAUCGGUCUACCUUUCCCAGCAGAGCACCUAAGUUGAUCCUGAAGCCUCCAGUCACCUGAUCACCCGCCAGGGCCUCUCUGGGGUAGCCAUGAAGUCCCUCAUCCUGCUCCUUUGCCUUGUUCAGCUCUGGGGCUGCCACUCGGCCCCACAUGGCCCAGGGCUGAGUUAUAAGGAAGUGAGCUGCGACGACCCAGAAACAGAGCGAGCAGCCCUGGCAGCUGUGAACUACAUCAAUUAUCACCUUCAUCGGGGAUACAAGCACACCUUGAACCAGAUUGACAAAGUGAAGGUGUGGUCUCAGCUGUCCGUCGCUGGAGAGCUGCUUGAGCUAGAAAUAGACACGCUAGAGACCACCUGCCAUGCGCUGGACCCCACCCCCUUGGCAAACUGCACCGUGAGGCAGCUGGCGGAGCAUGCUGUGGAAGGAGACUGUGAUUUCCGGCUGUUAAAACACGACGGCCAGUUUUCCGUGUUGUCUGCAAAAUGUCAUUCCAAUCCAGACUCGGCGGAGGAUGUGCGCAAGGUGUGCCCAGACUGCCCCCUGCUGGCUCCACUUAACCACGCCAAGGUGGUGCACGCCGUGCAGGCCGCCCUCGCCGCCUUCAACGCUCAGAGUAACGGCUCCUAUUUUCAGCUGGUGGAAAUUUCCCGGGGUCAACUUGUGCCUCUCCCACCUUCUACCUUUGUGGAGUUUGCAAUGGCUGCCACUGACUGUGUUGCUAAAGAGGUCACUGAUCCAGCCAAAUGCAACCUGCUGGUGAAUAAGCAAUACGGCUUCUGUAAGGCGACGCUCACUGAGAAGUUGGAUGGGGAAGAGGUUGCAGUGACCUGCAAGGUGUUUCAAACACAGCCUGUGGCCCCACAGCCCCAACCAGAUGGCGCCAACACAGCAGUCCCCACCCCUGUGGUGAACCCAGCUACAUCUGCACCCUCUCCAGCUGGCCCACCUGCAGCUUCCCUGGUGGUGGGACCUGUGGUGGUGGCAACUCCCCCAGGACCCCAGUUGCACUGGGCACACUACAACCUGCGCCAUGCCUUCAAAGAUGUGGGCUCAAUGGAGUCGGCCUCAGGAGAAGCAUUCCACCUAGGGAAAACACCCAUGGUGGCACGCCCUGGUGUUGCUGUGGCCUCUGGUCCAAUGGUUCGCCUGUGUCCAGGGAGGAUCAGACAUUUCAAGGUCUAGGCUGGACACAGUAGAGAUUAGACGGUUUAGCACAGAGAACAUAGCCACCAUCAUGUCCAAGUCACGACAUGGGUGGGGAUGUUGUCUUCUGUCAAAGCAAGUGCCACAUGUGGUAUGGAUUAAUAUCAGGUCUUGAAUCCCAACUUCACUACAUUCCUCAGGGGAGAGAAACAGAGGAGGUGAUGGUUAUGUGUGAUGAAGGCAUAAGGCCAACAACUUGAUUUUCAUUGUUUUGAUUAUAAGCCACCACCAGUGUGUUCUCUGCCUUCUGUUUGACCCCAUAAAAACAACAGGAACUGUGACUUUGAGAGGUGCUCAUGCUAAGCUUGUAUCUGCCUGUUAAUAAAAGUGCCUGAAGGGCUUUCCUUAAUAAAGAGUGUUCU
Galeopterus variegatus (Sunda flying lemur) is the source of this 1667-nucleotide messenger RNA. RefSeq names its product alpha-2-HS-glycoprotein-like. Gene Ontology annotation, cellular component: blood microparticle; extracellular region; extracellular matrix. NCBI's taxonomy places the organism in Eukaryota, Metazoa, Chordata, Mammalia, Dermoptera, Cynocephalidae. The record is from RefSeq and is a predicted model, not a curated record. Gene Ontology annotation, biological process: negative regulation of endopeptidase activity. Gene Ontology annotation, molecular function: cysteine-type endopeptidase inhibitor activity.